Messenger RNA from Fusarium redolens, 801 nucleotides. RefSeq lists its product as uncharacterized. The record is from RefSeq and is a predicted model, not a curated record. The transcript is spliced from 3 exons. The coding region runs from base 181 to 612 and encodes 143 amino acids. NCBI's taxonomy places the organism in Eukaryota, Fungi, Ascomycota, Sordariomycetes, Hypocreales, Nectriaceae.
CGACCAACAGGUAUCGAGCUACAGGCAAAGAGUUGAGCUGUUAUAAAUGUUUCGUAUUGGUGUUUCGAAAGCCCUGCAAUUACCAACAAGUUCGAGCUGCAAGCAUACGACAAGAGACUGAUAGCCAGUCAUUGGAUAACUAAAAGAGCUUAAACCUUGUUUGCUUAGCAAGACUAGGCUAUGAAGCUACUUGGGGAUCUUGUGUUUACAGAGCAACGAGGACCUCGCCUGUCUAUAAAAGGCUGCGUUAUCCUCUGUCAACCAAGAAAACAGACACAAAUUACCUUCUCGGCUCACCGAUCACCAGAGUUCCCAAAAUGCAAAUCAAGUCAUUCCUCGUUGCCUGUACUUUGUACAUGUCAUUCGCCAUGGCAACCCCCCUCGAAAAGAAAGGCUGUGUGUGCCUCUGUGACGCCAACUACAUCUUGGUCACGCAGGUUGGUAGCAGCAAUUGCGACUUCAGAAACCCAUGCUGCAAGUCCACCUGUGUACCUAAGAAGGGCACCACAGGUAAGGCAGGACCAGCCAAAUCUUCCUGCUAAAUUCCCGCCUGUCCAACCAACACAAUACAGCAACUUCAGCAACGGCCAUGGGUCUCAUGUGCAAGGAUAAAGGCUUCAAAGAUCAAGUGAAGGACUAAACAUACCUGUUUUCGAAUGCAUGCCUUUUUAGCUUUUCUUGGCCAUAUGCCCAAUAUUGUCUGUUGCAGGAGUCUAUAUGUCGAUAGGUGUGAUGCCUGUCCAGAGAGAUGACUGAGAACGACCUCAUGAGCUAUCUAUCUACAGAAGAUCUUUCCAUGCG